Messenger RNA from Triticum aestivum (bread wheat), 1400 nucleotides. RefSeq lists its product as uncharacterized. The coding region runs from base 103 to 1089 and encodes 328 amino acids. NCBI's taxonomy places the organism in Eukaryota, Viridiplantae, Streptophyta, Magnoliopsida, Poales, Poaceae. The transcript is spliced from 2 exons. The record is from RefSeq and is a predicted model, not a curated record.
ACCCCCAGCUCCCAAGCCCUCUCUGCUUAAUUCCGAUAAAAAAAAAAGCAGUUGCUGCGCCGCCGCUGAAGCUCCCUUCUCCCAGCGUGAUUUCCCUUUCCCAUGUCCCGGCCGCUCUACAAUCUCCGGCGACGCCUCCUCGCCUCAACCCUUCGACUCCUCCCAUCGCCCUCGCACCGCCUCUCCACCACCACCUCCACCCCGGCAACCCGCGCCCCUACCACCCCCGUGGCCGUCCUCUGGGAACUCGCCGCCUCCCGCCCGCCCUCCAAACUCCCCCUCUACGACUCUGCCGUCCGCCUCCACCUCGCCGCCUCCUCCUUCGGCCGCCUCCGUUUCUCCGCCGCGUUCCUCCACCCCUGCCACCGGCUACCCGACCCUGAUCCCUCCGCCGACGCCACCAAUCUCUGCCGCGUCUGCGGCCGCAAAUUCCGCGCCCGCGACGCGCUGCUCCGCCACUUCGACACCAUCCACACCCGAGAGAACACCAAGCGCCUCGAGCGAAUCGAGUCCUCCCGCGGCGACCGCCGCGUGCGCCUCGCCGCGUCCCUGUCUCUCAAGCUCUCCAAGUACACCAAGGCCGCCCGCGAGCUCACCGCCGGCGUGAACCCCGGCUCUCCCGCCGACGAGCUCCGCCGAGCCAGAGUCCACGCCGAGCUCUCCAGAUACCCGUCGACCGCCCUCCGGGAUCGCGCCCAAGAGGUGCUCGACGAUGGGUCCGUGGGGUGCCUGAUGCUGGUCUCGGGGCGGGAGGAGCUCUCCCCUCUGCUGCGACUGGCGAAGGAGAAGGGCGUGCGGACGGUGGUGGUCGGCGGCGAGUCAGGGCUGGCAAGGUGGGCAGACACGGGCUUCACCUGGGCAGAGGUGAUCGCUGGAAAGGCCAGGAAGGCAGCGCCGUCCAUGUCCGGGAAAUGGCGGGACAGGGACGUGCUUAAGGGGCUGGAGUGGAGGUAUGAAGAUGACGAGGAGGAAGAAGUGGUGUUUGAGGAGGACGGCGAUGAAGAUGGUUCAGAAGAGCUGGCGGGAAGUGCAAACGGAAAGCCAUGGUGGAAGCUGGAAUCAGAUGGCGAUGACUCAUUUUGCACAUAAAAGUGUUUGUUCGUUUGCUGCUGGGGGGUUAGGAUCCUUCAGAGUUCAGAAAAAGUGUGGAUUAUGCUACACCAGUGGUGCCAUCAGAUCUCUGAACUUGUGUAAGAUAUGACCAAUCCUGAUCCCUUGCGUUCGUACGCAAUGUGUGUCCUUUGUCGUUGAUAUCAGAGAUUAUUUCUACUCCUUUGUACUCGUUUGUUAUAUACGAGUAUAUAUUAGAAUGAUAUCUGUCUAGGACAGUGGUAACUUCAUAUUACUGAAACGUUGUUAAUACUGAGUGGAGUGAGUGACACCGAAUCAUCCAUUUCUUU